AUGAAGACAACAACUACUAUUCCAAUAAAGCUACCACAUAUUUCAGCAUCUAAGCGUGGUCGUCAAACCAAUCAAUUACAAUUUAUGUCCAAAAUUUUAUUUAAAACUUUAUGGAAACAUGAAUUUUCGUGGCCAUUUCAAAAGCCAGUUAAUGCUGCUAAAUUACAGUUACCUGAUUAUCAUAAAAUCGUCAAAUAUCCCAUGGAUCUUGGUACAAUAAAAAAACGUCUAGAAUCGAAUUAUUAUUAUAGUGCUAAAGAAUGUAUCACAGAUUUAAAUAUGAUGUUUACUGAUUGUUAUUUAUAUAAUAAACCAGGAGAAGAUGUUGUCAUUAUGGGUGCAACACUUGAGAAAGUUUUCUAUGAAAAAUUAGCUGAAAUGCCGUCAGAUGAAAUCGAAAUCGUACCUCAGACAUCGAAAACAACUGCUUCGAAAGGUCUUGGAACAGGAAACUUGUCUGUUUCGAUCAUUUCACCAUCAACACCAAGCGAAAAUUUGAAUUCUCCAUUAGCAUCACCAUCAACUCCAUCAAUGGCAACACGUGCUGCCGCAGUCAAUCCUACACAUACGGGUAGUGCAAAUGCAUUAUCUCGACAUCGUUCAUCGUCAGCGACCAAUCCAAGUGGUGUUACAUCACCGUUUUCUCCGUCAAAUGUAAAUUCAAAUCAUAUUGAUCAUAGUGGACAGUCAAUGUCUCCACCGUCGGUAACACGAUCUAUGCCUAAUACAGCAAUACGUACAAAUCCACCAGUAGCCGCUAAAGUCAUAAGUGAAACAACGCUCGAUACGUCCACAACAAGUUCAAAACGGAAAGGUGAUAUGACAGAUGAUUCAAUAGCUAAUGAUCAAAAUAAAAUCACUGCUCGACGUGAUAGUGGAACACGACGAACGAAUAGUGUCAGUGGACCAUUCAAAAGAACGAAAUACGAUAGUAGUAUUUCGGUUGAAUCAAAUGAUCCACAACUUAAACGAUCAAAAAAUCGUAUGACGGAACAGUUAAAAUAUUGUGUCAGUAUUAUUAAAGAUUUAUUGAAUAAAAAGAAUGUGUCAUUUGUUUGGCCUUUCUCUAAACCUGUUGAUGUCGAAAGUCUUAAUCUACCAGAUUAUCAUCUAAUUAUAAAAAAACCAAUGGAUCUUGGAACAGUGAGAAAAAAACUUGAUAAUCGUGAAUAUGCAACACCAGACGAAUUUGCCACUGAUGUUAGACUUAUAUUUAGCAAUUGCUAUCUUUACAAUGGACCUAAUACAGAUGUCGUAGCAAUGUGCAAAAAAGUUGAGCAAAUGUUCGAAAAUAAAUAUGCAAAAUUACCCGAUGAGCCACCACCGAUGCCAACUCUUGAAAUUGAUCCACCACUACCGCCUCCACCACCAGUGCCGUCGUCUUCAUCAGUUAGUACCAUACGCAAUAAUGGACCAUUACCAUCAACGGCAACACGAAAACAUAGUCGCAAUCCAUCAAAAAAUCAUACGAAUAUCAGCAGUAGUAGUAGUAGUGUACCGCAAACAUCUAUGAUGAUAAGUUCAGACGACGGUGCGUCGUCUGACGAAAGUUCAAAUGAUGAAAUGCAAACGAAUGAUGAAAAUACUCUACGACAGUUACGUGUUCUUCAAGAUCAAUUGAAAGUUUUUGGCGAUACAAUAAAUGGAUUGAUUCAACGAGAAAACGAUCGUCUUGUAGUAAAUCGUAAACGUAAACCAAAAGUUAAACGAAAUAAAACAAAAGUUCGUGGUCCUCGUCAAAUGUCGAAUCUAUCGAAUAACACCUCAACACCUAUGAAUUCAAAUACAGUCAAUGAUACAAAUCGUUUUAGUUCUUUAACAUCCACAAAUCCAUCUCUAUUGCCACCAAAUCCACUUACCAAUACGCAGUCACAAAUGCCGCCAACAGCUACACGUAAUUCAGCUGUACCAACGGCUAGCAAGAAAAAAGAAAACUCUGCUAUUGCAGGCCUACUUACAUCAACACCAUCAACUGGCUAUUCAGCAAGUAGUGGCCUUCCAGCUCCCAAUGGUACAAGUCAAUUUAGUAGUACUCAUAUGAAUCAAUAUCAUGUUAGCGAUGCAAACGUUUCUAAACCUCCACAAGCAACGAAAAAUGUUACACCUAUGACUGGAAUUAGUGCCGGUUUAGCUAGUCGAGGUUCCGGUAAAGGUAGUCGUGCUGGUGGUGGAGCUGGCACUGGGCCAAAACGAACACCAAAGAAACCUGAUCCUAAAACAAUACAAUCAACGACGAAUGUUCCAUCAGUGAUGUCAACACUUGAUAUUGAAAAUGAAGAAAAUCCUAAACCAAUGACUUAUGAAGAAAAACGUCAACUAAGUCUUGAUAUUAAUAAUUUGCCGAGUGAAAAACUUGGUCCUGUUGUUGAAAUUAUUCAUCGUCGAGAACCAUCGUUACGUGAUUCAAGUCCAGAUGAAAUGGAAAUCGAUUUUGAAAUGCUCAAACCUUCAACAUUACGAGAAUUAGAAGCCUAUGUCAAUCAAGUUAUUAAACGAAAACCACGUAAACAACCGAAUACAUCUGAAAAAACAACUUCAAAAGCGGCAGCAUCAGCAGCCAAUCCUGAAAAACGCAAUCUUGCCAAAGCUCAAAAUGCUCAGAAGAAAGAAGAAAUUCAAAAACGUCUUGAAAAAGUGCAAACACAAUUAGGCACUAAAACCAAACAACCAUCCACUACUUCAUUAGCAAAACGAGAUUCUUCAAUUUAUAAUUCAACAAGCGGCGCUUCAACUGGUCAAAUAAAUCCUCCUUCAUUAUCGUCGACGGCUCCUGCUGCGCCAAUUCUAUCAAAACGUUUAAGUGAAAGUUCACAAUCAGAGAGCGAUUCUGAUUCAUCACACAAUGGAGGCGACUCUGACUCCGAGUCAGGCAUCGACGAUAUCAAAUCAGCUGCUAAUGGUGCUGCUGUAUCAGCAAGAACAAAAGAUCAGACAUCCUCAAAUCUUGACAUCAAUGUCGAUAAUCUCACGAAGAGAAAAGAUGAUAUGGGUAGAACUAGAUUUGAGAGUGGCAAUAAUGCGAACGAUUUAACUGAAAGACGACCGAGUUUUCACCUAGGUGGAAAUGAUGAUGAUCUUUCAGAUGACUCCAUACCCACGACUUCACCAGCUGCAAAACACACGGGAGACGAUGACUCAUCGAAACGAGAUUCAAGUCUAUCGCGUUUAACUAGCGCUAGUUCAUUGAGAAGAGAUAACUUUUUAUCGCUGGCUGCUAAAACUGCUACCACAUCAGCGUCAUCAUCAACAGUCAAACCUGAUGAUAAAGUAGCGCAAGAUCGCUUUAUGCAAUAUCAAAAACAAGCUAAACUCAAAGCUGAACAAGAAAAAUUGUACAAAGAACAAGAAGCGAAAAAACGAGAAGAUGAAGCGAAACAAGCACGAUUGUUAUCUCGAAAAGAAACGAAUGGUAAUCAUGUUAAUGAAACAUCAUGUCGUAAUUCAACAAAACAAACUGCAUCAACCUUGUCGGAUGCAUCUCCCUCACCGCCAUCAAUGCAUCAAAACUCAUUAUCAGCAUCAUUGAAUCCACAGCAAGAAAUGAAUAUGGACGAUGAACAACGACAGAAACGAGAGAUUGCUAAACGACGCGAAGAAGAUCGUAGACGUCGAGAAUGUCAAGCCCUCAAUCAAUCAUUACCAUUUAAUCGUCAUACUGAUGUUGAUUUUUCAUUUAUGAACGGAUAA
Messenger RNA from Rotaria socialis, 3687 nucleotides. NCBI's taxonomy places the organism in Eukaryota, Metazoa, Rotifera, Eurotatoria, Philodinida, Philodinidae. The record is from the annotation of a GenBank genome assembly.